AUGAAGAAGCUUAAUAAUGAUCACAAUCAUGAUAUACAUAAAGAGCAGUCAGAAGAAGCUGAACGAACACGACAAGCAAGCAACAAGAUGAAAUUAUUGCCGAUACCUUUGUCACCUUUAGGUGGCCCACCAUUAGGAAUGUGGAAUUCUGAUUUAUUAUGGAGAUAUCCGACAACACCGACAAGUCCACUAGCGGAUUUAAAGACACAAUUACCACCACAAUUAUCAUCAGAUCCAAGAAUCUGGGGACGUGAAGAGGUCGUUGUAUUCCUUCGAUGGACUGAACGUGAAUUUGAUUUGCCAAAAUUUGAACUUGAUUUAUUUCAAAUGAACGGAAAGGCACUUUGCUUACUCACGAAAAAUGAUCUUGCUGAACGUUGUCCAGGCGCUGGUGACAUUAUUCAUAAUGUCUUACAACUCUUGAUUCGUGAUACACAAAUGCUACACAGACAUUUACCAAGUAGCCCAAUCACACCUACAAAUCGAUAUCCACUAUCGCCUCACAGCCACCCACCGACACCAAACUGGAGCUCACUUGCACCACCACUUGAUAAUCCCUUUUAUGCAAAUCAUUUGCAACAUUUUAUGCAAUCAAAUUCAGUGACGUUAAGUCCAGCACCAUCAAUUGAUUCGCAAGGUGGAAGUCCACCAAAUCAGGAAGCAUCAUCGACUGUAUACUCAACAAAUUUAUCAAACGAGAAUGGUCAAUCAAGUGGUGCAAGCGACUCUACUGACAUGAGAUCAAAUAGUGCAAGUGGUAGCGACUCAGCAAGACACUCGGGACAAAAUGGUACAAGUUCCGGAAGUAGCAGUCACCAUAGUGAUUCAGAAGAGGAAAGCUUCAAACAUAAAAUUCCAAAAUUACUUCCUCCACCAAUGCAUCACAAAUCAUCAUCACUGUCACUUCAAAAGCAAAGUCCACCAGUUACACCUAUUAAUAAAGAACCUCCAACAUCAACAUCAAAUUUACUUCAUCAGCAUCAAUUCGGUAUUGAUUUUAAGCCACACAGUAUAUUCUUUAAUGGACAAAUGGAUGCUUUAAAUGGUAACAAUGGAAGUGGAUCAAGUAGCACAAGUCCAUCAACACCCAAUACACCCGGAUAUAUGAAAAGGGAAUUCUUUCCUGAUACACCCACUGAGCCUAAUACAAAUGGACGACUGCUUUGGGAUUUCUUACAACAGUUACUUAAUGAUCACCAACAACGCUAUAGCAAUUAUAUCGCAUGGAAGUGCCGAGAUACUGGUGUCUUUAAAAUUGUCGAUCCAGCUGGAUUAGCCAAGCUUUGGGGUAUCCAAAAGAACCACUUAUCAAUGAACUACGACAAAAUGUCACGUGCCUUAAGAUAUUACUAUAGAGUGAACAUUUUAAGAAAAGUGCAAGGAGAGCGUCAUUGUUACCAAUUUCUCAGAAACCCAACAGAGUUGAAGAGUAUAAAGAACAUAUCAUUGUUGAGACAAUCGAUGGCAAAUCAGCAACAACAACAAACUUCAUCAUCAUCUAAUACAUCUACAACAGCAUCUUCAUCACAAGUGACACAAGCUGCCCUGCAAGCAUCUGCAUUGGCAAGUUUAUUACCACAAAGUACAACAAAUUUUCAUCAUUUAACUGCAGCAUUAGUACAAAGUAAGAUGGAAUUUAAUAGUCAAAAUAAUGUUGAAGAGGAACCUCAUGAUCUAAGUACGUCGUCAAGUUCAAAUGAGAGGAAGUUUAUGGGGAAGGAUUGCUAUCCAUUAAUUCAUGGAGCAAAUGGUCUUACAACAAUUCAGUUACUAAGACAGCACCAAGAAAGUUUGUCGCAAGGCUUAUUAAAUUCUCACACAUCUCCCUCAUCCUCACCAACAUCAUUAUCACCACCAAUUCACCAUUUAUCAUUACAUAAAGAGCAUCGUGAGCACAGUGACGAGGAUAUGCCUACAGACUUAAGAAAGAACUACGAUUGAAUUUAAGAGAAUUUUGUACGUUGGAUGGAAAGCAUGUUAUGUAAAAUCAAGAUGUAUAAAAUAUGUGAUAAAUAUUUUUUUUUCUUUUUGUCUUUAAUGCUAUAAUACAUUUUUAUACAUACUUUAUAAAUAUAUGCCUAUUGAUUAUAAAAGUUUAAAUAUAUAUAUAUUUUGGAACUAGAGUAAAAAUUAUGGAAAACUAAAUUCUAAAUUAGUAAUUAUGUGCCAAUUAUCUCUAAACAGUUUUUAAAAACGGAUAAAGUUUAGUUAAGAACCAAGAGCAAUGAAGGAAAUUUGUGCAGGUUUUUCAGCUUUAACAUCUUGAACGACACAAAAUGUAUGAAAUUGAUCAACAUUUCGUCUCUUUCUGGAUGUUAAGAUCUAAAUUAUUAUUCUAGUAGUCAAAUCUGCGUUACUAUUAGCUUUAAGCUUCUUAGGAUAAGCUUUAAUAUAGAAUGUAAUGAAAUUUGACUCCUUGAAGUACUAAUUUGAUACUGACAUUGACUUGAUACUUCAGAAACAACUUCUGAAUCUAUGUAAAUUUAACCCUCAAGUCUGUGCCAAGCUGAAAAAUCUCCAUAGAACAUAGUAAGAUUUUUUAUAAUGUAGUUAUUAUAAUAAUGAUUAGGCUUUAAACUAUAGUGAUCACAAAAGAAAGAAGAAGUUUUUAAGUAAAAGAAAAAAAAUAUAAAAUUAGCGACUGCUUCAACUCAGAUUCUUCCCUUAUUUCUCUUUAAAAAAGUAUAAUAUUA
Messenger RNA from Chironomus riparius, 2693 nucleotides. The record is from the annotation of a GenBank genome assembly. NCBI's taxonomy places the organism in Eukaryota, Metazoa, Arthropoda, Insecta, Diptera, Chironomidae.